AUGUCUUUUGACAAUUGCUACGAUCAGUGCCAUGCAGCACUGACUAAGGAGAACAAAUUCGACGAGGAGACCAAGCAGUUCACGUGUUACAAGAAGUGCAUGCGAUAUCGGACAAAAGAAGAGAAAGCACGCGAUCGAAAAGCAAUGAAUGCAUUAGCAAACCUUGUAGCGAAGUUUCAGCGAAUGUUAAAUUCGGCAAACUGA
Molecule: messenger RNA, 204 nt
Organism: Cylicocyclus nassatus
Lineage: Eukaryota; Metazoa; Nematoda; Chromadorea; Rhabditida; Strongylidae
Source: the annotation of a GenBank genome assembly